AUAGUUUUUCUCAUCGGAGCGUUUUACUGUAUCGAUAUUUCAUUCAUUCAUUGAUGGUGCGCGGCAGAUGGAGAGCCAACUUUAGAUGGAAGUCCACUUGUGCGGCGGCUGCUUGCUAGGUUGAUUGCAGUUUUCCCAUUGACUGAUGGAGAUUACAUCACAAUGUCUUAUAAACUGACGCAGGAAGAGCUUGAUGAGCAGUUUGAACAGUUCAUGAAGGAGUCUAUUUCAGAUGACUCAGUGGAUUUGGUUGGCCCUGCCAAGCAGCGUACUGUUCUGGAAAGCUUUGGCAACACCACCCAGAGACAAGCCAAGAAGCCAGCUAUUAGUUCUGUGCCAUGGUGGCAACAGGAUGAUGACAGCCCAGGAGGACCUGGGAGAGCAGAGAAGGCUACCAAAAGCAGAUUUAUCAAACUCAAAAAGCCAAAAUCUGAGAACACUGAGGAUGAAACCAUCAGUGUGGAGCCCUCUUAUAAACCUGUCCCCAAGCCUCGCAGCAAAGCUCUGGAUAGGCUUGUUGAAUUGGACAGCACCCACAAAACCAAUCUGGAAGCCUCUCAACCUUUGUCAAGGCAAACAAGUUCAGAAGAUGACUCCCACGCACAUAGGCUGCUGGAAUCCAGACACACAUAUCGGAAGUCUUUGAAGUCCCAGCCAAUCCAGGAGGAGGAGGAAGAAUAUUCUGGAGAUAAGGGCCUGAGUAGUGAAGAAAAGAUAGAAAGUGCUAUCCUCAGCAAAGAUAGUCUAGAACAAGAGGUCUCAGUGAUGGCAUCUGGAUCUGCUCUGAACACAAUGAGUAUGGUCAUGAACUCUCUGCAGGAAGAGGAGGAAAAGGCUAGAUUCUUUGCUAAGCUUGAGGCAGAAGCGUCUUCCACCAUAGAUUACUCUAAACUGAACAGAGAGCUAGAUUGCACGAAUUCUACCAUUGACACCAUGCAUAGGAAUUUAGAGGAAGAUGUGGAGUGGGCUGAUGAUGAGCAAAGACAGGGUGAAGUCAUGGAGACUGAGAAAAUCUCCCCAGACUCCCCACACUACAGUGAAGAUUUUGAAGAUGAGGGAAGUUGUAAAGAGCCACUGGUGACGAAUGCAGAAAGGUCUCCCAUGCUUGCCAAAGUUUCUCUCUAUGAUUCGCUGGACUCCACUGGCGGUGUGUCCUUUCCUGAAGAAAACAAGAAGGUGGACGUCACAGGGUCAAAGGAUAAAGCUCAGUCCUAUGGACAGAGUGGAGGCAGUGACAUGGAGGCCCUCCAUGAGGCCUACAGACAGAUCAGUUGGUUGGAUGGUUCAGAGGAUAACCACAGCCAACAGUUCUCUAUGGAGAAGAGAGAAAGACGCAGCAGGUUCAUAAGCCCUUCUUCCCCUCCCGAACCCUCCAGAGGAACACUUAAACCAGCCUCUACAACUGAGUCAGAGCUGCCCACUGCAGAAGAGCUGAUGAGGCCCAUCAGGCCAGAGAGGGAUCAAAUCAGAGGCUCUACCUACCAGUCUGUAAGGUCCUUUGAACGGACAUCCCCUGAGUCAAGCCCAAAGCAGCUAGCAAAGCCAAACCCUGCAGUGGGGACGAGAGAGUAUAAGGGAUCAACUACUCCUCCCUCACCAGACCUUCCUCUUCAGGAACUGUCAUUGAGCAUCAGAGAUCAAGUGGAGAGACUUAUGCAGGAUCAGGACAGCUGUUUGCCUGGUGCUUUCACCCAAGACAGCGAAGCUAAAAUACUGGCUCUCCAUGACUCUAUCAGUGGCCCCUCUACAUCUUUGGUGAGGAAUCCAGUUGUAACUUUGGGUAAAAAAGGGGCCCGCAGAUUGACAGUGGCUUCACAGCUUUCUGGAUCCUACAGAUCUACUGUUAAAGCCAAAUCAUAUCCACUUACUCAGAAGAAGCCACCUAGGCAUGCCCUCCAACCUAGUCUCAAACCCACAGAGGAAUGUGAAGAAAAUGAUGACUGCACACAUACAGGCCCAGGCGUAAAGGUUAGCCUCGAGCUGAUUGCAUCAGUCCAGUCCUCUGCUGCUGGACUCCAACAUCAGAUUGACUCCAGCGGUCUCUCCCAUACCCCAGUUACACAGGAAGGGAAAUAUCUCCAAGAAACAGAGAAACAACAUCUUGUAGAAGACGGUAGGGAGCCAUGGGGGAAGAGACAGGUGGAGGAUGAAAGUUCUGUAGGUGAUAAACUAAAAGUCCAGCUUGCCCAGGAUGACAAAGAGCUACACUUCAGCAUGGAGCAGUUACUGCAGCAACACAAGGAGGAGCUCAGCUCACUUCGACAACAGAACUACAUACUACAGAGCAAGCUACGGAAUGCAGAAUAUACCAGCCAGAAGAGGAGAUGGGGAGAUGCCACAGACCCUGUGACCGAGGAAAGACUCAAACUCAUUGAGAAAGAAAUGCAGGAGCAAGAGACCCUCAUCCAGGGCUACCAUCAGGAGAACGAGAAGCUGUACCAACAGAUGAAGGCUCAGGAGGCAAAGAGUAAAGGAAAUGAAGAAAUCCUGUUUACUGAAAACCAGAGGCUAUUAAACGAGCUGGCCUUGGCACAGGGAAAUUUGAACAAGACCUGGAGAAAGGUGGGAAAUGCUUGCCCUAUGGAUCACACAAAGCACAUCACAGAGUUGUUGGAUCAGAUGCACACCAUAAAGAAGAAUGAGGCCAUGCUGUUGGAGGAGACUGACAGGCUGAGGCAAGAGAAGCGGGUCAUUGAGGUAGACCUCCAGCUGAUGAAGAAAGAGAGAGACUUUGCUAAAGCGCAGGUUGCCUCCACUUCAGGUGAUCGGAGCCUGGAGAUGCGUCUUCAGGAGGACAGGCACAGAGAGGAGGUGGGAACCUUGAGGAAGAAGCUCCAGUGGUAUGCAGAGAACCAGGAGCUGCUGGACAGGGAUGCCUCCAGACUCAGGGCAGCCACUGCUGAGACACACAAUCUCAAAGAGCAAGUAGAGAAGCUGAAAAUGGAGGUGGGGAAAAGAGGCAAUCAGCCACAAAACAAAGUAAACAAGAGAGUUGCAGACAUCAAGAGAAUACAGGACCUGGAACGACAGGUGAAGGAGCUAAAGCAGAUACUAGUACAUAGACGUCCCAGCUCUCUGCCUGCGCUAAUCUAUGCUGCAGCCUCUGCCUGUGAACCAGCGGCUCAGGACACUACAAAGACCUCCACACCCACCUGUGUCGUUGCCCUUUUAGAGCGCAGGAUUCAGCGUCUGGAGGCGGAGCUAGAAAGUUGCGACGAGGAGGCAAGGCGUAGCCUGAGGACCAUGGAGCAACAGUUCCAAAGGAUCAAGCUCAGGUAUGAGGAGCAGAUCUCAGAGCUAGAGCACCACCUGAAUCAGAAACAGCAGCUGGAGGCACCAGGCUCUACAGUUCCUUCUGAGGCAUGGGAAAACAAACUUAAGCUUGUCGAGGAAGCCCACCAGAAGACAGAAAAGGCCCUCCAGGAGCAGAUCCUGUCUCUUGAGCAGCAGCUUGCCCAAAAAGUGCAGCCCACAAAGCCUCCACAGAGAGUCCAGAGCAGCCCAACCCGACACCAGCGCCAGACUGACACAGCAUUUGGGGUCCGCAUAGACCGCCUGAACCAAGAACUGGCAGCUAAGACCCGCACCAUCCAGGAGUUAACCCGCACUGUGGACCGGCUGCAGAAGGAGAAGAACAUUUCAUCUAACCCCUGCCCACGGCAAGGGGACCCACACGGGGACACCAAACAGCAGGCAGUUCCAUCUAAGAAAGGUUUGUUGGUUCAUCCGGGGGAGAGAUGUGGAGAGGCGGCAACGUUUCCAGCCACACAACAGGAGAAGACGUACCAGCCCACCGCCUUCACAGGGAGCCACAUCACAGAGGUGCUGCAGGAGAAUGAGGUGCUGAAGGAGCGCCUGGGGCAGCUAGCGAUACAGAAAGAGCAGGAAAAAGUUGCCCUACAGACUGCUGCCGCUCAGAGCCAAGCUGAGCUAUGCAGACUAAAGGAGAGUGUAACAGAGCAGCUGUCCUCCCUAAAGGCUGAACAUCAGAAAGAGCUUGACUCUUUGAAUGCCAGCCAUGCGCUGGAGAACUCCUCUUCCAAAGUGGCUGAACUUACCAGCAGGGUCAACACUCAGGAGAUAAUGUUGCAACAUUUGCGAGAUCAAGUAAAAGAACUGCAUGAGGCCAAAGAUUCACUAGCAGUAUCCAAGAUUCGAGAGGAGACACUUCAAAAUCAGCUGACAAGGCUGCUGGAGGAGCUGAAGCAGGCCAAAGAGGCCUACAGCCCAGAGCUGAAACACUUCUGUAGUCUGGAGAAGAAGAUCUUUGACAUGGAGCUCAGACACUCCCAGAGGGAGAAGGAGCUGCAGAAGGUAAUUCGGCAGACGCGACAGGUGGUGGAGGCUGAGCAGCAGUCGGAGGUUAACCACUGGAGGUGUUUGGCCCAGAGAAAGAGCCGGGAGCUGGAGGCAUUUCGCCAGGAGCUGGAUUCCAUCUUGGAUAUCCUCCGAGAUCUCCACAGACAAGGGGUGGUUCUUCCUUGUCCUGGCCGUCCCUUGAAUGUCCCCUUCACCUGGAGGAGUUGAUGUAUACACUGACACAUGCACAUACACAGACAUUAAGGAUGUACAUAUAAUGUACACAUGCAUUACAUAUCAUGUAUGUGCAUACAUUAAAGUACAUACAGUAAGGAUGCAACAAUAUGAUGUAAGCAUUUGGUCAGGACUUCAUUCAGUUGUUUCAUCUACUAGAUGUUAUACUGUAUUGGCAUUCAGUAGCACAAAUGAGAUUUUCCCGAUAAAACUGAUUUUUUUUCUCAAAACGUAAAUACUUUGGGGCGUCUGGGUAGCGUAGCAGUCUAUUCGGUUGCCUACCACCAUGGGGAUAGCAGGUUCGAAUCCCCAUGUUACCUCCGGCUUGGUCAGGCGUCCCUACAGACACAAUUGGCCAUGUCUGUGGACUGGGUGGGGAGCCGGAUGUGGGUAUGUGUCUUGGUCGCUGCACUAGCACUUCCUCUGGUUGGUUGGGGUGCCUGUUCAGUGGGGGGGGACUGGGGGAAAUAUUGUGAUCUUCCCACGCGCUACGUCCCCCUGGUGAAACUCCUCACUGUCAGGUGAAAAGAAGCGGCUGGUGACUCCACAUGUAUCGGAGGAGGCAUGUGGUAGUCUGCAACCCUCCCCGGAUCGACAGAGGGGGUGGAGCAGCGACCGGAACAGCUCGGAGAGCGGGGUGAUUGGCCGGUACAACUGGGGAGAAAAAGGGGGGGAAAUUAAAAAAAAACAACGGUAAAUACUUUGUAAAAAUAUUCUUUAAUAGCAGUAUGGAUAUACUUUU
Molecule: messenger RNA, 5275 nt
Organism: Lampris incognitus (smalleye Pacific opah)
Lineage: Eukaryota; Metazoa; Chordata; Actinopteri; Lampriformes; Lampridae
Gene: cep162
Product: centrosomal protein 162
Exons: 30
Coding region: 163-4527 (1454 amino acids)
Biological process (GO): cilium assembly
Cellular component (GO): axonemal microtubule; centriole; centrosome
Source: RefSeq, a predicted model, not a curated record